UGUUACUGAAGCUCAUUAAAUUUCUUCACUGUAGAGUGUAGAGUCAAUGAAUAAGCUGAGAUGGGCGAUGGACGGCGGGGUUUGGGAUGUGGACGUAUCUACGCCGGCGACGGUGGACGGAGUAGCCCGUCCCGUCUCAGGGGUGACUCUUCCAUUGGGAUUGAGCCGCGGAGCAAGGCUGUCUCGACCCAAACAGGCUGAUUUCUUCCAGCGCUUCAUGGCCAUGCCGUUUAUCCCCUCUUUAUCCGGCGCGGGCCUCUCUUUCCAGCGCGCCCUAUCUCUCCCUCUCCCCGACAACUGGUUUUCUGCAUUCCUUGGACAGUUCAAUGUGCACAAGUUUGUAACUUCCCUCAAAAGGAAUGAAGUCAGGCAAGAGACACUUGGGUCCUCUUUGAAGAGCAUUUGGGGACACCUUUCAGACCCCAACUUAUAUGCCGUCAACUUCCUUUUAGAAUGGCUGUUAACACCUGAAGAUAGGGUGCAGCUUGGUUUUGAAACACAGGGUUAUGGCAAGAACCCCAGAAGGAAGGCGGUAUUUCACCACAAGGCACGCGUUAUACUUUUCAGUCAAAUCUAUAUAAAUGUUACAUUCUUUCAGUUUCCUAAUCAUGAUCUCGUUGUGGAGGCAAGCUCACCAGCACUUUUUGUUGAUCGUUUUGGUAAAUACUGGGAUGUUCCAUUCACGUUGUCGGUGGACGUUUCAUCAUUAGCUUCGGAUUCUAGUACGAGUUGUCAUUUCUGCAUCAAUCACACGAUGGGUUCUCCUAAACAGUGUGAGGGUGAGCCCGUGAAUACUCCAGUGCCUCGUGGUUUAUUUCCGGGCCUCUGUGGAAAAUGUGCAUAUUCCUAUAAAAAAGAUUUUGACUUGUGGAGGAGUGAAGCGCCAAAGACGAAAAUGGUGCUACCAUAUGAUAUAUUCCUCUCUACUCCCCAUAUCUCUGCUUCAGCACUCCUAGGUACUGUAAUCACCGCAUCUCUUGGAGACAAUUCAACAAGAGCCCAUGAGGAAGAUGAAUCAUUCGGCUUACAAGCCCGAGGAGCAUACUCCGCCCUUUCAGCUGAUCUUUUUGCAUCUGCAUCACUUUCGGCUCAGCAUGGAAACUUCCAGAAGCCUUUUCUGGAUCUAACUCGCUUUUAUGCACGUCUCGACAUUCCUUCUGGGUCAAAGUUCUUGGCCGGUGCCUCUCAAGUGGCAUCGGACCUUUGCAGUUCUCGAGUACCCAGUUUAGAAGCAUUUCAGGCAGUUUGUCCUUCUGCGAGCCUUUCGUUUCAGCAGCAGAUAGCCGGACCUUUCAGCUUCAGAAUGGAUGCUGGAGUAACUGUUGACCUGAAGAAAGAAUGCUAUGUGAACGUGAAUGAUCCUGUAUUUGCCGUUGAAUAUGCUUUGCAAGUUCUUGCCUCGGCAAAAGCCAUAGCUUGGUACUCCCCGAGACACAGAGAGUUCAUGUUAGAAUUACGAUUUUUUGAGACCUAAUGAGGGGUAUCUGUGAACAACGAUUCUUGCUCAUGGAAUAUGAUACUUUUUUAUUUAUUCAUUUCUUUUUUACCUAUGUGAUGGCUAUUGUGAACAACGAUUCUUUCUCAUGGAAUAUGAUUCUCGCUCAAAAUCUAACUCAA
Striga asiatica is the source of this 1617-nucleotide messenger RNA. The record is from the annotation of a GenBank genome assembly. Lineage: Eukaryota; Viridiplantae; Streptophyta; Magnoliopsida; Lamiales; Orobanchaceae.